ACUUUAGAGCGCUAAAGGAACAGAAAGAAAUUAGGAGUACUGAGAAAUGAACAUGCAAGAAAUACGCAACGCUGCUUUAGCUUAUUACCAGAACUUAUCAGAUGAGCUAAAGCAGAAGGCAUCAGAAAAAUUUAAAGAAAUGGAUUCGAAUGAUAAUGGCACAAUAAGCAUCAAGGAGUUCCGGCGGAGUUUGGGCAGGUCCGAGAUCAAGCGCUGCUUCAAGUUGCUGGACAAAACCGGAGACGGUAAGUUGGAUUUCAACGAAUUCAUCACUCUUUACUAUCUCGUGGAGAGUGGGAGAGGGGUUUUCUGUGACGGCCAUGGAUGUAAGGCCUCCCCUUUUCUCAACGGACUGUAUUUUACUUGCGUUGAGUGCUUCCAUAACAACGAAGCUGCAACGUUCGAUCUCUGCACCUCCUGCUACCGCGAUGGAAAGUAUAUUCACAACCAUGCCAGCUUUUUGGAUAACUACGUCUUGCUGCGUUCCAAGGCAGCUUGUGAAUCCACCACACCAACGGAAGAUGAUCAUCUUGAGGUAAACGCUGCAGAAUCUGCUCAACUAAUUAGUGGAGGACUUAAAACUGUUUCCAAUCUAUUUAGUCGAUCUGGGUCGUUUGAAAUGAUUGUAGAUGAUAAGUAA
Molecule: messenger RNA, 640 nt
Organism: Rosa rugosa (rugosa rose)
Lineage: Eukaryota; Viridiplantae; Streptophyta; Magnoliopsida; Rosales; Rosaceae
Exons: 3
Coding region: 47-640 (197 amino acids)
Molecular function (GO): calcium ion binding
Source: RefSeq, a predicted model, not a curated record